Molecule: messenger RNA, 967 nt
Organism: Paramecium octaurelia
Lineage: Eukaryota; Ciliophora; Oligohymenophorea; Peniculida; Parameciidae
Source: the annotation of a GenBank genome assembly
AUGAAAAAUCUGAAGAAUUCAUAUUGUGAAAUUGAUAGUAGAAGUUUAAAUACAUCAAAUUGGGAGGAUGACGAAAUAUUUAGUAAUAACCUAACAAGUAUAAAUAAGAUAAAUUUUAAUGAUUUAACUCAAGAUUAUAAUUUCGAUGAUUUGAUAAUCUAUUUUGACAAUGCAUUACCAUCAGAUAUUGUUUUAUAAUUACAAUUUAGAUGCAAUUCAAUUGUAAUUCCUAUCUACAAUGAUUAAUACCCAUAUAAUUUGGUAAAUUCUCAUACGAAUUACAAAUUAAGGAUGAAUAUUAAGACUUUGAGUUGUUAAUAUGGCGAGAUAAAAAAUAGUACUGAUUUUUCUUGUAUUCCAUGUAAUAGCGAUUAAGGGCUUUUUUCAUUAAACAUAAAUUCUGAAAAAUGCCAGUUGAAGGAUGAUAUUUCAACUGUAAGUGUUUAACCUGCUUUAUUAAAUAUAAAAUUUGGAUUUUGGAGACCUUAUUUUUAAAGCAAUAUUGUCAGUUAUUGUUUGAAUUUAGAAGAUAAUUGUUUAGGAGGUUGGGAGGAAGGUGACAGUUCUUGUUUUAUAGGACAUAUUGGAGCACUAUGUGAAUAAUGCGAUUUAUAUAAUACAAGGGGAGAUGGAGAAUAUUCGGUUAGUUAGAAAUAUUCUUGUGGAUCAUGCUUGGAGAAGGAGAAAAAUGCAAUAAUUAUAACUUUCGUGAGUAUAUGGUACAUAUUAUAAAUAAAAUCAUAGGACCUUGGUUUCGAUAUUAGUUUCUGUGCAAAGUACUUUAAAAGACAUAGAAGAAUUUGUUAGAAUUAUCAGUAUAAUAUUGCUAGGGUUAGCAGUUACUUAAAAUACAAAUCAAUCUGCGAUAUUAAUAAAAAUGCUGACGAAUUAUUUGUAGAUCAUUUCUUCUAUAGCUACAUUCUAAUUAAAAUUACCAAAUGGACUCCAAAGUAAAGUUGAUAAAUGA